CAAGUGUGUAAGUUUAGGAGGUGGGGGUGGCAGGUUGGUUCGCGCGUGACACGUCGAACCCGGCCGGCCUGGGUUCGAUUCUCGGUCAUGGCUAACAUCGGUGGAACUUGAUGAUUCUUUUUUUACCUUUCCCGGGCCUCCUCCGUGUCGGCUCAGCCUUACAUCGCAGCCGCAGCCACGGGAAGCAUCGCGCAUCCCCUGCACUCUCUCUCCGUCUCCUGCGCCCCGAGGUGAGCAGCGGGGACCAGGGACACGAAGGGCACGGGGGGAGGGGCAUCGUGAACAACCCAGGAGCGAGCUGAGCCAGAACCAGCCCACGGUGAUUCCUGGAGCCGCCGCCGCGCCGAUCAUGCGGAUCUUGUGAGCCGGGCUGGGACGGAGGCAUUCGGGGUCCCCUUCGCAGAGCUGCCGCAGAGUGAGCGAGGGUUCCUGCCUAGCGGAGACGGACGAGGCGAGAAGAGUCUGCGAAGAACGAGCGAAGAGGGGGAAGGAGUGAAGCGAAAAAACUCUUUGCUGUUGAGGCAGGGAGAGAGGAGGGUGAAAGGAGGCCCGAGGGGCCAAGUGGACAUCGAGCGCGCUCAUUCGUGACCCCCCCGCCCCCCAUGCCGCCACCCGCGCGCACCAUGCCGGCCUCACCGCGGCCGUCCGCGUGGCUCUGGCUGUGCGCUCUGGGGCUGCUCCUGAGUCACGCCGCGCGGCCCUCGCUCGCCGCCGUCUUCACGAACCACUGGGCCGUCAAGGUGACGGGUGGGACGACCGAGGCGGACCGCAUCGCCAGCAAAUACGGCUACAUGAACCUGGGCCAGAUCGGCUCGUUACGGGACUACUACCACUUCCACCACAGCAGGGUGAUGAAGCGAGCAACCGUGAGGAGCCGCGGGGCCCACACCUUCAUCGAGGCAGAGCCCCAGGUGGAGUGGGUGGAGCAGCAGGUGGUGCGGAGGAGGAGCAAGCGCGACUUCAAGACGGUCUCCGUGGCAACGCUCCUCUUUAACGACCCCAAGUGGUCCAGCAUGUGGUACCUGAACUGCAGUGACAGAGGCUACAACUGCCGCUCGGACAUGAACGUGAUGGCGGCGUGGCGGCGCGGCUACACGGGCCGCAACGUCGUGGUCACCAUCCUGGACGACGGCAUCGAGCGCAACCACCCCGACCUCGUCGACAACUACGACCCACUGGCGAGUUACGACGUGAACGGAGAUGACCUGGACCCCAUGCCUCGCUACGACAUCAGCAACGAGAACAAGCACGGGACCAGGUGUGCCGGGGAGGUGGCGGCCACGGCGAACAACUCGAUCUGCGUCUCCGGAGUGGCGUACAACGCGCGGAUCGGCGGCGUGCGCAUGCUGGAUGGCGAGGUGACGGACAUGGUGGAGGCCACGGCGCUCAGCGUCAACCCGCAGCACAUCGACGUGUACAGCGCCAGCUGGGGUCCCGACGACGACGGUCGCACCGUGGACGGGCCGGCCACGCUCGCUCGCCGGGCCCUCGAGACCGGCAUCCGCAAGGGCCGGGGCGGUCUCGGAUCCAUCUACGUGUGGGCCUCGGGCAACGGCGGGCGCAGCCGCGACCACUGCUCGUGCGACGGCUACACCAACAGCAUCUUCACCAUCUCCAUCUCGAGCUCCACGGAGAGCGGCAAGAAGCCCUGGUAUCUGGAGGAGUGCGCCUCUACGCUGGCCACCACCUACAGCAGCGGCGAGGCCUAUGACCGCAAGAUCAUCACGACGGACCUGCGGCAGAAGUGCACGGACGGCCACACGGGCACCUCGGCGUCUGCGCCCAUGGCGGCCGGGAUCAUCGCCCUUGCCCUCGAGGCCAACCCCGGGCUGACGUGGCGCGACGUGCAGCACAUCGUGGUGAAGACGUCGCGCUCAAACAACCUCCACGCUCCCGACUGGAAAACCAACGGGGCCGGACACCGGGUGAGCCACCUGUACGGGUUUGGGCUGAUGGACGCGGGCGCCAUGGUGAUGGAGGCGGAGAAAUGGCGGCCGCUGCCACCGCAGCACGUGUGCGUCGAGUCGGCGGAGCGCAGCAACCGGCUCAUCCGAUCGAGCCAGACCCUCACGGCCGUGCACCAGGCCACGGGCUGCGCCGACAACGCGGUGCAGCGCGUCGUCUUCCUGGAGCACGUGGUGGUGCGCGUCACCAUCUCCCACCCGCGUCGCGGCGACCUCUCCAUCUACCUCACGUCGCCCUCCGGCACCAAGUCCCAGCUGCUGGCCAAGAGGGCCUUUGACAACUCCCAGGAGGGCUUCAAGAACUGGGAGUUCAUGACGUCGCACUGCUGGGGAGAGAGAGCGGCCGGCACGUGGACGCUGGAGAUCCACGACAACCCCUCCAACUACUUCCGCAACCCCCGCGUGCUGGGCAAGCUGAAGGAGUGGUCCCUGAUCCUGCACGGCACGGCGGAGCCCCCCUACACGUGGCAGGGCGGCGCGGGGGGCCCUGCAGGGAAGGUGGAGCGCGACCGCUCGCCCGAGCCGGCCAACCCCACGGAGCACGCGGCGACGGCGCACGAAGCCGAAUACGAGGACUACUCGGAGGAGACCGAGUACAGUGCAGGGCUGUGUCAUGCGGAGUGCGACAGCCAGGGCUGUGACGGCCCGGGCGAGGACCAGUGCAUGAGCUGCGCCCGCUGGAGCCUGCGGCUGCGUGGCGGCGGGAGGAAGUGCCUGUCGGAGUGCCCGGUCGGCUUCUUCGGCGACGGCGACACGCGGCGGUGCCGGCGGUGCGCGCGCGAGUGCCGGGCGUGCUCCGGCGCCGGCAUCGAGCGCUGCUCCGAGUGCCGCACCGGAUACUUCCGGCAGGAGGGGCCGGGCCCGCAGUGCGUGGCCGCCUGCAGCGACGGAUUCUACCUGGACACAGCGGCAAUGAUGUGCCGGCGGUGCACCGAGAGCUGCGAGCGCUGCGUGGGGGCGGCCGAGCGCUGCACGAUGUGCCGCAACGGGCUCAGCCUCCACGGCUCCAUGUGUGUGCCCAAGUGCCAGGAGAGGACCUACUUCAACCUGCAGGAGACGCGCUGCGAGCCCUGCCACCCGUCGUGCAACACCUGCGCAACCGGGGGGGAGUACUCGUGCCUGAAGUGUGCGGCCGGCUACCUGAGGCAGGACGGGAUCUGCGUGCCGGACUGCAGCCCCAGCUACUACCGCGAGGAGGUGGAGGAGGGCGCCGAGCCCAGCUGCGACAAGUGCGAGGUGAGCUGCGUGACGUGCAGCGGACCCACGGAUCGCAGCUGCACCAGCUGCAGCGAGGGCCAGAGCCUGGAGGCCGGGGCGUGCGUGGCCGUGUACACCUGCCGCGACUCGAGCGGAGAGACGGUGAACACCAGCUUCUGCUACCUGGUCAAGGUGAACAACCUCUGCAGCAGGAAGGUCCUUGCAGCAGCUCUGCUGCAGGACCUGCUCCAACCUCGGCUAAGUCAAGCGGCCCUGCUGCCCGCCGUCGUCCCUUGGCCCACCGUCGCUCGCCGGCUCCACCCUCGGCCACCUCCACCGGUCGUCGCGGGGCCCGGUCCGGCGUGGGGCGUCCCACUUCCCCCGAGGGUCGAGGGACGUCUCCUCGGAUUGUCCGUGGUCUCGUCGAGGCUUUCCCCUGGUUUCCCCGGGGCCUCGUGGGCGGCGGCGGUUUUGUGGGGGCGCGGGGAGGUGACAGGGCCUGCUCUUCCGGCCAGGUUUCACUUCCCGGAGAAUUUUCCUCUCGGCCCUUAAUGGCCAAACUUUACUAAACAACAAAAAACAACACGAGGAAAUGUUUUGAACGGGGUGGAAAUAAAUGGCAAAAGAAAUAUCGGCAACAGCAGCCACGACGGAGCGAGUCGUUAAGGGGUGACGGCCCAGUGGCUCGUUUCUUUCCUUUGCUCAGGUGAGCGCCUCGGAGGGGCCGCUGGGUUGGAGCAGGCAGCGGCACCGGCUGGAGGAGGCCGUUCCGGUGCCGCCGUCGAGCCUGGCCUCUGGCUGGGCCGGGAGCCCUGCCCAGCGCCACGCUGCCCCGUCCCGGCGCCCAGGUGCACGGCGUUCAGGGGUCGGCGGCGGCGGUGGCAGCGCGCAAAAUCGCAAUUCCAUCGCUCAGGGGCGGCUCUGCUCUCAAAUGCGCCAGCUCUCUAAUCACGAUGAUGAUGAUGAUACGUGAUAAUAACCAGGGCUUGAUUCAAGCUGGAGCUGUGUCCAGAGCUGAGCUCUGGGAAAUACCCCACGAGAGAUAGAGCCCUCUUUAUAAUGACGAUUAGAGCAAAAUUUUGGGAGGGGUGUUGGGCGGGGAAAAUUCAAUUGAUGAGGCGGUCAUACAUUGCGCUGUUGCUCUAACCAGGUUUCACCGAAGCGCCAUAUACAUACUUUGUUCUAUAAAUCACGAGGUCAUAAGUAAUCUAGAGCUAGCUGUGAUUUACUCAGAAAAUAAAUCUAUAUAUAUAAAUAUGUAUUGUAUAUAUUUUUUUCUGUAGUGUCCUACAGAGAGCGAGCGAGAGGUGCUCUUCACUGCAUUCCGCUUGUGCCGUCGCUCUGUGGAGCGUGGUUCUGGGGGUGGGGGGUGGUCGAUGUGAAGAGGGGGGUAGGUGGGUGGGUCGCGGAGGGGCCGCCCGCGCGAUGACCUUUCCCCGACCCCCUUUCCUCCCACCGGUCUCCAUUCAAAUCCGAUCGGCACCUCGUGCCCCCACCCCUCGUCUCACGGCAAUCAAAGCCACGGUUCGACUCGCGACUCGGUGUGGCGGGCGGGGGGGUCCCGCUUACCGUGCAGCCAAUUAACUUAUUAAAGUGACGUCAGCUGCACGCGGCAGGGCACAACCAAGUGGCGGACUGCGACGUCCUCGUGUUAGGGGUUCCGCUCUGCUGUAUUAUUUUGGGAGCGUUCACUUCGCGAGAGAUUAAUGCCAAGUACGACGACCAGAUUCCAUUUUUAAUUAUAGCCUUUUUUGUUUAUUAUUAUUUUACAUGUCCGUGGUGUUUGUAUAGAAAAUGUUAUUAUUGUUAUUAUUGUAUUGUAGGUGAAUAUUAGACGAUGUAUUAAUUAGGCUAUUUCACACGAAACUCAAAUAAAUGAAUAAGGUGGUGACUCGA
Lethenteron reissneri (Far Eastern brook lamprey) is the source of this 5057-nucleotide messenger RNA. RefSeq names its product proprotein convertase subtilisin/kexin type 5 (gene PCSK5). The record is from RefSeq and is a predicted model, not a curated record. NCBI's taxonomy places the organism in Eukaryota, Metazoa, Chordata, Hyperoartia, Petromyzontiformes, Petromyzontidae. Gene Ontology annotation, cellular component: trans-Golgi network; Golgi membrane. Gene Ontology annotation, biological process: peptide hormone processing. Gene Ontology annotation, molecular function: serine-type endopeptidase activity.